Messenger RNA from Hydatigera taeniaeformis, 579 nucleotides. Lineage: Eukaryota; Metazoa; Platyhelminthes; Cestoda; Cyclophyllidea; Taeniidae. The record is from the annotation of a GenBank genome assembly.
AUGCAGGAUUUUAAAGCUGCCUCCGAGAUGACAGACAAAUCGAAUACACUUGGGUUCGUCUUUCUUACCUCAAAUGCGAAAGAUAGUCGUAAGUUAAGGACCUCGGAGGAAGAACGCAUCACCUUGUCUUCCCUUUCAUUGCCAAUGAAUGUGGAAAGGCACGAAGCUGAUCUUCUUCAAGUUGAAUCUGAUAGUGAAGGACGGAACAUAAGGUCACCUGCAAAUCCAGUCCUCAAGUCUCGUCUCUCCGUGCUCUCUUCUCUAGUCAGCUCCUCAAACGACCUCAUGGUUCGACUAAGUUAUUAUUCAAAUGAAGACAUUCACGAGGCUGACUCUCCAGUGCAACUGCGAAGUCUUAGCGGCAGUGGCCUUGAUGACGAAGACGUUUCUAACGUCACAGUACCCAUUAGUCUUUCAAUCAUGAUAAUGACAACGUACAUCCUCAUUGGAGCAAUUGUAUUCUGCAUUUGGGAAGACCCAAACUACCUGAAAUGGUCAUACUUCUGUUUUGUAACUCUUUCGACAAUCGGAUUCGGUGAUAUUGUUCCAGGUAUGUCUCACUUAACCCAUCUUUGUUAA